Molecule: messenger RNA, 1164 nt
Organism: Thalassophryne amazonica
Lineage: Eukaryota; Metazoa; Chordata; Actinopteri; Batrachoidiformes; Batrachoididae
Product: LETM1 domain-containing protein 1-like
Exons: 9
Coding region: 16-1089 (357 amino acids)
Biological process (GO): intracellular monoatomic cation homeostasis
Cellular component (GO): mitochondrial inner membrane
Molecular function (GO): ribosome binding
Source: RefSeq, a predicted model, not a curated record
GAAGAACUUCAGAUAAUGGCGCUGUUCCCUUCAAGAUUUUGUAGUUAUUUAUCUUUGGGCCGACUGUGUUGUUUUAGGAAAUAUGGGUCAACAAUUGAUCAAUAUUCUCGCUACGUUGCCUGCCGGUUCAGGUUGACCACAUCUAGACAUUACUCAUCAUCCACAGUCAGAUGUGGUAUUGGUCGAUAUGUUGCAUCCAGACUUCAGUAUGCAAACAACAAAUACGAAGGUUUCCUCAAAAGACGAUAUCCUCGUUUGUAUCAGAUUCAUCACACUUUUAUAGAAGGAUUCAAGCUACUUUUUUAUGAUGCCAAAGAUGUGGGGAGAAUAAGAGCAAAGAUGCUGUGUCAUGUAAUACAAUUCCAGGAUUUACCCUACAGGGAAAUGGAGAAAGUCAGACAGUUUCGCAGAAACGUGAUCAAAGCCAUCCCACUGCUGAUGAUAUCAAUGCCUCCUUUUGCAAACUACUUGAUUUUUGUCUUGAUGUACUUUUUCCCGCGUCAGCUCCUGAUCCCUCAUUUCUGGACUCCGAGGCAGCAGGUAGAGUUUCGGGGAGUAUAUCACUCCUUCAGAGCUCAACACCACCAGCCAGUGCUCAGAGGGCUCGAGGACAUGAGCCAGCAGGUCAAAGACGUCCGACUUAAUGACCUGUACACUAAAGUUCAGCGUGGAGGACACCCCAAAGUGUCGGAGAUCCUCGCUGUUCGAAGCCUGUUUUCUCGACCUCCACUGGGUAUAAAGAGAAUGAACGUGGACCAAAUGAGGCAUAUGUGCCGCCUGCUCUUCUUGACGCCUCACCUCCCAGGGUUUCUGAUUGGCCGAAGGUUAAAAAGCCACGCGCUGGAGCUGCUCCUGUUGGACCGCGCCCUCAUGAGGCUCCGCCCUCAGCAGCUGACUGAGUCAGAACUCAAACAGGCUUGUUAUGUCAGAGGCCUCAGUUCUGAUGGGCUGAACCUUAACCAGUGCCACGAGUGGUUAUCCCAGUGGCUUCAGGUGUCAACUUCACUGAAAGAAUCUGAGGUGUCACUGCUGUUGUACAACCUCGUAUUGCUUUCUGUCAACUACCCAAACAGCUCCAGCCCUCACUGACAAAUCUGAAGUGCCGUGAUCUCGAACGAGUGUCAACUGCUACCUUUUGCCAAGAAGAUUAACAGAACAAAUUAA